CACAACAUCAUCAUCCCCUAACUCCUCUUUUAAUUCCGAUUCUUUCCUAAGAGCCUAAAACCCAUGUUUAAGAUGGAAUAUAGUGAAGCAACUCCUGCUACUAUAUCUUCUCCUCAAUCCCUUUCUCCUAAUAACUCUUCAAAUUCGUCGUCUUCUCCUCCUCCUCCUCCUACUAGUAAUACUCCAACUCCACCGGCUGUUAUUAGCCCUUGUGCUGCUUGCAAGAUUUUGAGGAGAAGGUGUGCUGAUAAAUGUGUGUUGGCACCUUAUUUCCCUCCUACUGAACCAGCCAAAUUUACCAUUGCUCAUCGCGUGUUUGGUGCUAGCAACAUAAUCAAGUUCUUGCAGGAACUUCCAGAGUCACAAAGGGCUGAUGCGGUAAGCAGCAUGGUUUACGAGGCAAGUGCAAGAAUCCGUGAUCCGGUUUAUGGCUGUGCAGGGGCAAUUUGCCAGCUGCAAAAGCAAGUUAAUGAGCUUCAAGCACAAUUAGCCAAAGCUCAAGCCGAAGUAGUCAACAUGCAGUUGCAGCAAGCAAACCUUGUAGCCUUACUUUGCAUGGAGGUGGCACAGUCUCCUCAACCAAACUCCCAGCAAUCAGUCGACACUUUCAUCAGCAGCCCGCAAAGCCACCAGAGCAACCCAAGCUUCAUGGAAGACAACAACUUAGGGUCAUUAUGGGAGCCUCUGUGGACAUGAUUAAUGCUUAAGCAUAGCUGCUUAAUUUGAGAAAUUAAGGUCCCAUAUAUGAAACUCCCCUAACUCUAAGCCAAUGGCUCCAAAGAAGGAGAUCAGUCGAAGGACGUUAAUAAAUUUAACUUAGUAGUAGGUUAUAAUGUGAAGAUAUAUGGGGGAAAAUGUAAGUUUAAGAUCUAAUCACUUUGUUAAAGCUAAUACGAAGUAGAUAGGUCUUUUUCCUCCAUGUAAUUUGGCAUGUAAUUUGGAGAGAAAGAAAAAUAUGUACUCCAAUUUUUCUAAAGUUUUUAUUUCUGUGCUUGUUAUUGGAAUUUUAACAACUUUUAGGUCACCUAAUAUGAUUACUUAAAUUUGAUGUCUCAUU
Molecule: messenger RNA, 1057 nt
Organism: Durio zibethinus
Lineage: Eukaryota; Viridiplantae; Streptophyta; Magnoliopsida; Malvales; Malvaceae
Product: LOB domain-containing protein 1
Source: RefSeq, a predicted model, not a curated record